Molecule: messenger RNA, 1583 nt
Organism: Eupeodes corollae
Lineage: Eukaryota; Metazoa; Arthropoda; Insecta; Diptera; Syrphidae
Gene: Tmhs
Product: LHFPL tetraspan subfamily member 3 protein
Exons: 7
Coding region: 317-1165 (282 amino acids)
Biological process (GO): sensory perception of sound
Cellular component (GO): plasma membrane
Source: RefSeq, a predicted model, not a curated record
GUUACUUUAGUAUCUUCGAAGUCUUCCUAAAUAACGGACGUCCGUGGUCCGUCGCGUCUAAAGCCAAACUCAAAUCCGAAUGAGAGGUGGCAUAUAACAGCUUCACUAAAAGAUAGAACAUAGUGAAUUGAAAAGAAAAAUAAGAGUAACCUUUCCAUUUUAUCUAUUGUAUUCUACGAGCAAAAAAAAUCAAUCUACAUACCAAAAAGAUUGCUCAUUUUUUGCACAUUCGUUUCCGUCAGUCGUCAGCUUCCAGUUUAUACUUCAGCGUCAUCCAACAUCAAGCUAGACGAAACUUAUAGAAUUUAAUGCAAAGAUGGGAACCAAGAUCGAAUACGUAGAUACAUCUCAGUUAUACGCGACAAAGUAUAUUCGAAAUUCUAAGGCGAUAGCGGUAUUGUGGGCGAUUUUUACGAUUUGUUAUGCAAUUAUUGGAAUCGUGGCAUUUGUUACACCUGAAUGGGUUGGUGACCCAGAUAAUGAAAGUGCUGGACGUCUGGGACUAUGGCAGGUUUGUCAAAGAGAAGAAAUAUUUAAUAAUUGUCAGAGACGAUGGGAAGAUAUAAUUGCAGUUCCGGCAUUUUCUUUUCAACUUGCAACAAUAUUUAUGGGCGUUUCAGUGGUGACAGCACUUCUGACAAUUUGCUUCCUGGUGUUUAUGAUUUUUAUGAAAUCAACCAGAGUUUUUCACAUUUGCGGAUGGAUGCAGAUUCUUUCAGCAAUUUGCAUGAUUGUCGCCUGCGUUGCCUUCCCAUUCGGUUGGAACUCGGAUGAAUUCAGGAAAAUCUGUGGACCUGAGGCGAAUCGCUUUGAACUGGGACUUUGUGGAAUCCGAUGGGCUUAUCCAUUAGCAAUAAUUGGUUGCAUUGAUGGUCUUGUUUUAUCAACGUUAGCAUUUAUUCUCGCUACUCGUCAUGUUCGACUUCAACCGGAUCCACUUUAUCAAAAUUCACUCUACAAAGGCGAAAUCAACAAUGCCUACAUAACCGAUGCUGUUAGCUUAGCCGGUUCGAGAAAAUCUCUAAAUCUUCAACCGAUUCUCUUAGUUGCUCCACCACACCACAUGAACAAUGGCGACGAUUCCAUUUCUCAAUUUUCUAGCAGAACUCCAAACCAUCAUCGCUACAAUCGGCCCGAUUAUCAUAAUUCAAUGCAUCAAUUCUGAUAGAUGGCGCUCUAUGAAGAACUCCAUUGAAACAAUACCCCACAAACAUUUUUUGUCGUACUGGUUUGAAUCUCGCAUAAGAAAAUUUUACAAUAAAUUAUUAUUUAAAAGUUUAAAAAAAAAGAAACAGAAACGCUCAAAUUGAUAGUUAGGCGUUGUUGCGUGUGAAUUCAUUUUUGAAUUCAAAAUCCUUCCAACGUUUUUUUAUAUAUUUUUUUUUAUUUGCAAUAUUAAAUUUAUUUUCCUUUACUCUAUACAUUUUUAAUAAUAAAACACUGAACGUAUUAUUAAUAUUUUUACUAUUUUAUUUUUUUUGUACAGUAAUUUUAAAAAAUUGUAUUUAUAUAUCUAUUUUUAUUACAUAUUUUUAUAAAAAGAAAAAAACGUAUUUUGUUAAAAUCGACUUAUUUUAAAUUAU